Phacochoerus africanus (Common warthog) is the source of this 3874-nucleotide messenger RNA. It is a transcript of the gene EGLN1, whose product is annotated as egl-9 family hypoxia inducible factor 1. The record is from RefSeq and is a predicted model, not a curated record. Gene Ontology annotation, biological process: cellular response to hypoxia; peptidyl-proline hydroxylation to 4-hydroxy-L-proline. Gene Ontology annotation, cellular component: nucleus; cytoplasm. The transcript has 5 exons. Gene Ontology annotation, molecular function: ferrous iron binding; peptidyl-proline 4-dioxygenase activity; L-ascorbic acid binding. The coding region runs from base 346 to 1623 and encodes 425 amino acids. Lineage: Eukaryota; Metazoa; Chordata; Mammalia; Artiodactyla; Suidae.
UACGUGCAGAGCGCGCAGAGCGAGUGGCGCCCGCACGCCCUGCGCUGCUCCGCGGGCCGGGCCGGGCCGCCGGGGAGGCUGAGGCGGCGGCCAAGGCGGCCUGACUCGCGCGCCCGCGACGCAGGCCGCCCUCCCUCAGCCCGCGACGGCGAUGAGGCGCUGAGGUGGCUGCCCGCGCUGCGCGGCGGGACCAGAGGACGAGGAAGCGGCCGGGCCGAGGGGCGCCGGCCUCAAGAGGCGAGGGGCGGCGGGUGCAUGGCGCAGUGACGGCCCUUGCCGCUCCUCCCGCUACCCGGACCCAGGCGAGGCCGCCACCCCUCCUGCUCGGCCGCCGCCGCCGCCGCCAUGGCCAAUGACAGCGGCGGGCCGGGCGGGCCGAGCCCGAGCGAGCGAGACCGGCAAUACUGCGAGCUGUGCGGGAAGAUGGAGAACCUGCUGCGCUGUGGCCGCUGCCGCAGCUCCUUCUACUGCAGCAAGGAGCACCAGCGCCAGGACUGGAAGAAGCACAAGCUGGUGUGCCAGGGCGGCGAGGGCGCCCCCGCCCCUGGAGCGGGCCAGCAGCCGCAGCCCGGCCCCGCGCCGCUGCUCAGGAAGGCGGUGCCGCGCCGGGACAGAGUCGCUGCCGCGGAGGCCGCGGGCCCGCGGGCCGCGGGAGACGCGGCCAAGGCGAAGGCGAAGGCCAAGCCCGCUGCAGACCCCGCGGCGGCCGCGUCCCCGCCCCGCGCGGCGCCCGGCGGCGCGGGCCCGGCGGCGGCGGCGGCCGAGGCGGAGCCCGCGAAGGAGGAGCCGCCGGCUCGCUCAUCACUGUACCAGGAGAAGGCGAACCUGUACCCGCCGAGCAACACGCCGGGCGAGGGGCUGAGCCACGGCGGCGGCCUGCGGCCCAACGGGCAGACGAAGCCGCUGCCAGCGCUGAAGCUGGCGCUGGAGUACAUCGUGCCGUGCAUGAACAAGCAUGGCAUCUGCGUGGUGGAUGACUUCCUGGGCAAGGAGACGGGGCAGCAGAUCGGCGACGAGGUGCGCGCCCUGCACGACACCGGCAAGUUCACGGACGGGCAGCUGGUCAGCCAGAAGAGCGACUCGUCCAAGGACAUCCGCGGCGAUAAGAUCACCUGGAUCGAGGGCAAGGAGCCCGGCUGCGAAACCAUCGGGCUGCUCAUGAGCAGCAUGGACGACCUGAUCCGCCACUGUAACGGCAAGCUGGGCAACUACAAAAUCAAUGGCCGGACGAAAGCCAUGGUCGCUUGUUAUCCAGGCAACGGAACAGGUUACGUACGUCACGUUGAUAAUCCAAAUGGAGAUGGAAGAUGUGUGACUUGUAUAUAUUAUCUUAAUAAAGACUGGGAUGCCAAGGUAAGUGGAGGUAUACUUCGAAUUUUUCCAGAAGGCAAAGCCCAGUUUGCUGACAUUGAACCCAAAUUUGAUAGACUGCUGUUUUUCUGGUCUGACCGUCGCAACCCUCAUGAAGUACAACCAGCAUAUGCUACAAGGUACGCAAUAACUGUUUGGUAUUUUGAUGCAGAUGAGAGAGCACGAGCUAAAGUAAAAUAUCUAACAGGUGAAAAAGGUGUGAGGGUUGAACUCAAUAAACCUUCCGAUUCAGUCAGUAAAGACGUCUUAUAGAGCCUUUGAUCCAGCAAUACCCCACUUCACCUUCAGUAAUUAUGACGCUCUCAGUUAACUCGUGAAUGCAAAUAAAUGGGAUAAAGAAAAGUAGACAGCCGGUUGGCAAUUUAAGGAAACAGAAACAACUUUUUGUGUUGCAUCAAAAGGAAGAUUUUGACUCUGUGGCUUUGUACUGCAUGACUGACUCCAAACCUGCGGUUGCUUAUGGGAAGGAUAUAAGCUGUCAGCUGAAAGUGAUAUUUACAUCUGGACGUGAAAUAAGUGCCCUAGGUAGAAGUGUUUCAUUCUUAUAUUUUGCCAGAUCUGUCAUCUAGCUGAGUUCAUUUCAUCUCUCCCUUUUUUAUAUAGUCAAGUUUGAAUUUGAAGUAAUUUUUGUAUGAUCAGGUACAAUUUAUCAAAACUGAAUUGAGAAAAAAAAAUUACAGUAUUAUUCCCCAAAAUAGCAUCAAUCUAUUUUUGUAAACCUCUUCGUACUAUUAAAUUUUGCCCUAAAAGACCUCUUCUAAUGAUUGUUGCCAGUGACUGAUGAUUACUUUGAUUUUCUUUUUACUUAAAAUAAGAAAAGGAGCACUUUAAUCACCAACCGAAAAGUCAGAUUGUUUCCUUGUCUUGUCUUACACUAAUUUGAACUCUUUUAACGAUUGCUGCUCUUGUUGUUUUGACAUUGUUAAUAGUAACACAACAGUAAAACCGUCACCAUUUACUACCAAUUACUUUUAGUUUAUGUUGUAUAAGAAAAAAUACACAGUAAGAAGGUUUUAUCUUUUAAGUUACAUUUAAAAAAACAAACAAAAAACAAAAGUGGCUGGCACUCGAUGAACCUGAGGUUAUCCUCUGCAUCAAGUUCCCAAGGUAAAGGGCUUUCUUAUGCUUUCAGGUAAAGCCUAUAGACGUAGAAGUUACUGUCCCCAUUCCUAAGACUUUUCCUUUUGCUUCCCGUCAAGUUGAUUGUCCGUUUAAUUUUGCUGUUAUGUGUUCUUCCUACUCCCGUGCCUGUCUGAUCCGCAGAUCAGAACCUUGUUUCUGUCGGGCGGCACCCAGGGGAGCCUGCGCACAUCCAGACGGACCUGUGUUACCACAGACGUAACGUUAGCGACCCCUCAGACCGCGGCUGACCAUUCCCCACGCGCGACCCGGCCUCUCUAUCAGGACUGAAAGUGUAGGUUUAGCAGAAAAAAAAAAAGAGCAAAACGAAGCAAAAAAACAUACUUUCAUGUUUUGUGAGUUUUCUUUUUUACUUUUCCGAAAAACAAAAAACCAAAAACAACAACAAAAAAAGGCGGGAAAACUACAGAAUCACACAAGGCCUCCCAGACGGUUCUUUGCCAUCGGAAUUAGGAUGGGUGUCUUCAAUUUGAAUUUCCUAGGCUCUUUAGCAAAGCCCAAAGGGCGGUAUCCAUAGUUUGCAUGAAUUACGACUGUAAGCCCUUGCCCACUUCAGUUCUCUGUCUUUGUCCUUGAUCUUCUCUGCCAAAAUAAUGUGAGUGUACAGAAGUACUUCUGUAUAUUUCAGCUUAUGACAGUUUGUAUUCAAUUAGAGACCUUUUCUGUGGAAAGCUCAGUAAUUUUUAUUAAAAGAUUGCUAUUGUUCAUGUAAAACAUGAAAACCAGUUGUUCAGUGAACCGACAGUGUGGACUCCGGGCGGGAUGAAAGGUCCAGGACUGUGGUCUCACUCAGCAGAACUUGCAGGAGAGCAUUACAGUUGAUGUUUUCCUUCUGCCCUCGUGCAGUUUUGUUCCGCUUCCUCUGCUCCUCCAGGUAACACGAGGUAACAUCCCGACAGAAAGUGCCCCUGCCAGCGGCACCCCCCACCCCCCACCCCCCAGCCCCCCAGGAGCGCUAGUGGUCUCCGCCGCCUGGUUUAGGCGCUGCCUUCCAGCCGUGACUCAAGAGCGCUGUUAUCUUUAGGUCUAAGAGAAGACCUCCGAUGCUGAUGGGAGGCUGGUCUGUCAAGGUGUCCAGCAGCCGCCGUGUGAUCCGGGAGCCUCUGUGUCAUUCACGUGUCUAUCUCCACAGUUGUGCAAAAUGGCAGAUUCUACCAUCUGUGGGUCAUGCUUGCCAGACAGGUCUUCAAUUUUGUAUUUUUUGGAAAAGUUGAUAUAGUUUCUUGGCAAUUGUUAUGAAAGGAUCAAGCAAUCAGGAUAGCCAUUUCUUUAAUAUCCGUUUAAAAUCUGUUCAUUUCAUGUUAGUGGGACCGUGAACUUGUCACCAAGCAGAACUCUAUAUAAAACAAAAUUUUAAACUCUU